GACAGAGAGCUUGCGCAGCGGCCACCAGGACCUGCAGCAUGUCCAGCUCGCCCUCAGAGUCGGUUGUGAGCGCUGGGCUGGAGGACAGCCAGUCAGGGCUCAGCCCGACCCCCGGUAAGGCCCUGAGCCCUGUGCUCAUGUGCAAGGUGUGUGGGGACACCAGCAGCGGGAAGCACUACGGCAUCUACGCCUGCAAUGGCUGCAGUGGCUUCUUCAAGAGGAGCGUCAGGAGGAAGCUCAUCUACAGGUGCCAGGCUGGGACAGGGAUGUGCCCAGUGGACAAGGCUCACAGGAACCAGUGCCAGGCCUGCAGGCUGAAGAAGUGCCUGCAAGCGGGGAUGAACAAGGAUGCUGUGCAGAACGAGCGCCAGCCCCGCAGCACCGCCCAGGUCCGACUCGACAGCAUUGAGCUGGACUCUGAGCUCAAGCCCGAGCACCUGGCCACCACGCGGGAGGCCCCCCCACCGCCCUGCCCUGCCGUGGUGAGCCUCCGGGGCCCCAUCUCCUCCACCGCAGCAGUGGGAACCCCAGGGCCCCGAGCACCCACUCCACCCAGCAACCACCGCUUCAUGGCCAGCCUGAUGACAGCGGAGACCUGCGCCAAGCUGGAGCCUGAGGAUGCGGACGAGAACAUUGAUGUAACAGGGAAUGAACCUGAACGGGCCUCCAGUGAAUACCAGGUGUCCCCAUACCCAUCUGCCAGCCCCGAGAGUGUCUACGAGACCUCCGCACGGCUCCUCUUCAUGGCAGUGAAGUGGGCAAAAAACCUCCCGGUCUUCUCCAACCUGCCCUUCAGGGACCAGGUGAUUUUGCUGGAGGAAGCCUGGAGCGAGCUGUUCCUGCUCUGUGCUAUCCAGUGGUCCAUGCCCUUGGAGAACUGCCCCCUACUCUCUGUGCCUGAGCUCUCCCCCAGUGUCCACGGGAAGCUUGUGUCUGCCAGCGUGGACAUCCGCAUCCUGCAGGAAACCAUCACCCGCUUCAAAUCUCUCACUGUCGACCCCACAGAGUUCGCUUGCAUGAAGGCCAUUGUGCUCUUCAAGCCAGAGACACGAGGUCUGAAAGACCCAGAGCAAGUGGAGAACCUACAGGAUCAGUCGCAGGUGAUGUUGGGUCAACACAACCGGACACACUACCCCAGCCAACCGGUCAGGUUUGGCAAAUUGCUCCUGCUCCUUCCCUCACUGAGGUUUAUUUCUUCAGAUCGUAUUGAGCUCCUCUUCUUCCGCAGAACCAUUGGGAACACGCCCAUGGAGAAGCUGCUCUGCGACAUGUUCAAAAACUGACCUGCCCCCUCGUGGCUGCGGCCCCUGGAGAUGGGGGUUGAAGGCUUCAUGGUCAGCAGGAAAAACACUCUAGUCGCAAACUCCUGGUGCCCAGUGCGCUGGGCCAAAGGGCAGUUUGGAGAUCCCAGUUUUGUCCUCCUAGGAUGUGGGCCAAAUGAAUGGUCUCUCUUCCAUGCAUGCCAGGGCAUGGUCCAGGAUGAACUUCUGUUCACAGAAGCUGCAGUUAACUGGAAGUAAUCCCCAGUCCACUUCUAGGUCACUGUGACCUCUCUGGUGGGGUGAGUGACUCUCAGGAAGCUUUCACCACAGAUGGUCUUACUGACUCCGUUUCAACCGGGUGUUUCCAGAGUGUACUGCAUCUUCAUUAACUCAGUCACAAGAAUGAGUGGGUGCCCCCCCUACUUUCCCACUUUUAGAUGACAGAAAUAUGCUCAGUUAUAUGUGAGAACACAAACCAUGCAGUGGAAAACCAGGAUGGCUGAGCGCACACUGACUCAUAGGGGUGUGAGAACACAGCUCCCAGUGCAAAACAAUGCAGGAGCUACAGUCGGAGUAGUGAAAACAUGUGCGUCUAGGACAAGUUCAGGUUCAGAACCCAUAGCCCAUGGGGGAGGUGUGGCUUAUCCUCCUGGGACUAGGGAAGGCUCAUUAUGGAAAUUUUCAUGGCACUCAACUUGGUUUAGUAAAUGGUUAAAGAAAGAGGUGGCCUAGUCUGUUGUAGAGAAUGGAAAUAAAAUUGCCAUUGAUAUUUACCACACUCAAAACUGAGGAUAACUAGCCAUAGAGCAUCAUCUACCCAAGGCAUGUGUUUAGGUUCCAGUGGGUUCAGAGCAGGUUCCAGCAGGUGUUCAGACCCAAAUGAUAAAAACACUCAUGGACUGAAACAUUGGCGUCUAUGGCCUAUGUCAUCUUGACAGAUGAGGGUAGAGGGCAUCUUGCAUUCUCCUCUCUUGGGGCAGAGGAAACCCAGUGAUGGCUAAAGCCAAGGACUGCAUUUGAUCUGAGAGACAUAGAAGAAGUUUUCAGAGUAGCUGAAACUCAACCUUACAAUCUCCAUUUUAAACACCAUAACUGCUGCAACAAAUGCACAAUCAUGAGUCAGGGACAGAGGGAUUGGGGUGAUUCUUGUGUCUUCUGAACUGCAUAUAACUUUUGUACCACAAAGGAGGAAGGCUGAUGCUGUGGGAAACCUAUGGGAGGACUAACAACAGACACACACAACACUUCUGGGCUGAAAGUACAACCAGACAGCACAGAGAACUCCACAUGGUAUUGCAUAAACCAAGCAGAGUCAUAUUCUAGUAGAGACAGGGCUUCUCAGUGCCUUGCAGGAGAAGAUGGUAAUAGCAGAGGCAAUGGCUCUUGUUCCCAAGAGGAAAAUCCACCCACUAAAGCUGCCAUUACCAUGUCAAAAAUGCUUUGUAGGCCUGUUCACCUGAGAAUCACUAUCUGUGGUGAGCUCCCAGAAUCCUCUGGCUGGAGAUGACAGACAUACAGGAAGUCCUGGGCGUUUGUUCUGUUGGCCAACGUCCGGGCUCUGAGGUUAUGGGGAUAAAACUCUUAUUAAGCAGCAAAAGGAGCAUCAAGAACAAUGCUGUUCUGCUCGUAGUGCCAAGGGAGGUGCUGGGGUUCAGCUGGCAAAGCUCUCGUGAAAUGUUCCCGCUGACAGUGAGUGGACAAGGGAAGCACCUGAAUGGAUGCAUUUCUACCAGGAGAAGGCAUGUGUGGGCCUGGGGACAUGGCACUUUUUUAAAAGAAGCUGAACUCCUUACACUUAGCAUUUACUGAGAGCUGUUCUCUUACC
This is a messenger RNA of Gavialis gangeticus (Gharial), 3087 nucleotides long. RefSeq names its product nuclear receptor subfamily 2 group E member 3 (gene NR2E3). The record is from RefSeq and is a predicted model, not a curated record. Gene Ontology annotation, biological process: positive regulation of transcription by RNA polymerase II; negative regulation of transcription by RNA polymerase II; cell differentiation. The transcript has 8 exons. NCBI's taxonomy places the organism in Eukaryota, Metazoa, Chordata, Crocodylia, Gavialidae. Bases 39 to 1283 code for a protein of 414 amino acids. Gene Ontology annotation, molecular function: nuclear receptor activity; zinc ion binding; RNA polymerase II cis-regulatory region sequence-specific DNA binding.